AUGGAUAGAGUGUUAGCUUGGAAUGUCAGGGGCCUAAACUCAAUACAGAAACAGAAUGAGGUGAAUCACUUUAUUCAGAAGUAUGCAGUGGGUUUGGUGGGGCUCCUAGAAUAUAAGGUGAAGCUCUCUAAUCUAGGGAAGCUUUAUCAGAAAGUUUUUGUAAAUUGGUGCUUUACUAGCAACUCUAGCUAUCACUCUGGUGGUAGGAUAGUUGUAGCCUGGAAGGUUGGUUGCUUCACAGUUAACAUUGUUGCUGCAUCCAGUCAGUUUGUUCAUUGCCAUGUUACUCCUGUAAGUGGUAGGAAACCCUUUUAUUGCACUUUUGUUUAUGCUUUUAAUGAUGCUGGUAUGAGACAAGAUCUAUGGAGGGAUUUGUUGUUGCUUAACACUCAAGAACCCUGGAUUGUGUGUGGGGAUUUCAACUGUGUUAUGGCAUUAGAUAAGAGAAUUGGAGCUCCUAUCAGACAUAGAGAUAUUGUGGAUGUGAGUAACUGUAUGCAUGCAUGUGGUAUGGAGGACAUUAAGCGUGUGGGUAAUAUUUUCACCUGGAACAACAAGCAACAAGGUAACAACAUGGUUUUUUCAAUAAUUGAUAGAUUUUUGGCUAAUCAUGCUUGGCAAACUUGCUUUCCUGUUGCUGAAGUGUGUUUUAUGCCAGAAGGUCUUUUUGAUCACUCUCCUGGUCUUCUUUCUGUGUAUCCCAGAGAUGAUGGAGGGAAGAAACCAUUCAAGUAUUUUACUAUGGGGAAGUCUUCACCUGUGUUUUCUGAAAUUGUUCAGCAGGCUUGGAAUACUCAGUUUAUUGGCACUAAAAUGUUCAUUUUGAUUAAUAAACUGAAAAAAGUUAAACUGGCUCUUAAAGAGUUGAAUAAAGUAGGUUUUACAGAUAUUCAAGCAGCAGAUUUGAGAGCUUAUCAGACUAUGUUGAGUGCACAAACUGCCAUGCAUAAUAAUCCUUCUGAUCAAAGUUUUGCAGAUGCAAAGUUGAUUGCAAUUCAGGAUUAUAAGGAGAAACAUAAUGCUUAUUUGGCUUUCCUCAGUCAGAAAGCAAAAUUGUCUUGGCUUAAAGAUGGAGAUGAGAAUACUUCCCUUUUUCAUCAGAGUAUCAAGACUAGGAAGUUACAGAAUCAAGUAUAUAGCAUUUAUGAUAUGCAAGGAGAAUGGAAAGAUACAGCUGAUGGGGUGUCUCAAACUUUCUUGGAUUAUUAUAAAGUGCUCCUAGGUAGUACUUCUGAUAAUAGAACACCAGUAAACAAGGAGGUGGUGCAGCAGGGGCCAGUCUGUUUGGAUCAUCAUAAAGCUAUACUCAAUGCUCCUUAUACAGCAGAUGAAGUUAAGAAAGCUCUUUUCUCUAUUCCAGGUAUUAAAGCUCCUGGUCCAGAUGGUUUUGGUUCUUAUUUUUACAAAGAUGCUUGGCAUAUUGUUGGGGAUGAAGUCAUUGCAGCCAUUCUUGAUAUGUUACAGCAAGGAAGAAUCUUGAAGGAGGUGAACCACACUGUGAUUACUCUUAUUCCCAAGACUAAAGGAUGUGAAUGA
Spinacia oleracea (spinach) is the source of this 1536-nucleotide messenger RNA. RefSeq lists its product as uncharacterized. The coding region runs from base 1 to 1536 and encodes 511 amino acids. The record is from RefSeq and is a predicted model, not a curated record. The transcript has a single exon. Gene Ontology annotation, molecular function: catalytic activity. Lineage: Eukaryota; Viridiplantae; Streptophyta; Magnoliopsida; Caryophyllales; Amaranthaceae.